Hyla sarda is the source of this 783-nucleotide messenger RNA. Its product is annotated as nicotinamide N-methyltransferase-like. NCBI's taxonomy places the organism in Eukaryota, Metazoa, Chordata, Amphibia, Anura, Hylidae. The record is from RefSeq and is a predicted model, not a curated record. The transcript has 3 exons. Gene Ontology annotation, cellular component: cytosol. Gene Ontology annotation, molecular function: N-methyltransferase activity. The coding region runs from base 1 to 783 and encodes 260 amino acids.
AUGGAUUCCGGCUCACUUAAGAUCUAUCAUGUACACGGCUAUGAUUCAAGACAAUAUCUGGAGAAUUACUUUUCAGAUAAAAAAGAAAUGGUCUUUGGAGACGACUCCUUGAAGUUUCCCCUUGAAAAUUUUACGAAAAUGUUCACGGUGGGUCACAUUAAUGGAGAUGUUCUCAUUGACCUAAGUGUUAGUUCCUUUGUUCAUCAUCUAUAUUCGGCCUGUGAGUUUUUCCAACACAUCAUAGUCCUGAAGGCCAAUGACAGAUGCAUCAUGGAGCUGAAGAGAUGGCUGAACGCACGUACUGGAGCAUUUGAAUGGGGACAUGCAACAAAACUUCAUGGAGAGAUAGAAGGAAACAGUGACCAGUUUCAGGACAAAGAAGGAAAAGUGAGAUCAACCGUUCCACAUGUUAUGAAAUGUGACCUUGAGAAGGAAAAUAUGACGGAUCCGAUAGAUUUACCACCAGCAGAUUGUAUCAUCAGCGUUUUGCUCCUUGAUAGUAUCUGCAAAGACCAAGAUGAUUAUAGGAGAUAUCUCAGGAAGUUCUCAAAGAUUCUGAAACCUGGAGGACACCUCAUGUUAAUUGGGUGUUUAGAAAUGACAUAUUACACUGUGGAGAAAGACAAGUUCCAUGGUUUCACAUAUGAUGAAGAUUUUGCCAGGAAAGCUCUAGCUGGAGAAGGAUUUGUUAUAGAUUACUCUAAGGUUCAGAAAAGAACAAAUGUGAGUAACCUUACUGACUAUAAGGCCAUGAUAUUCAUUGCAGCUCACAAGGAGAAAUAG